AUUUCACUCUCUCAGGUAGGUUAUGUGUAAGGAAACUUUAUUUGAGCCGCAGCGCCCACAAACACCAUACCCACCAAUCACAGCUCAACAGCAUUGACUCUCUCUCUCUCCCCCUCUCUGUAUUUCUCACUAUCCGCCUCUGCUGAUUCCUGUUUCAUUACAUAGAUGGAUCCCCUCUUCCGCAAAUAGUUGGCAAUUUUUUGUGUGCGUUCGUUUGUUUCACUGUCUCACUGCUUUUUUCCCUUUAGCAUCAAAAGAGUGAAAUUCUUGCCCACUUAUAGUAUUUCAAUCCUCGACAAGCUCUCAGUUUCCUCUGUUUCUCUCUUUUUCUGAGUAUUGUUGUGUAAAUCUUAUUUAUGCGAGCUUCAAGUUUUGAAAUUUACAUCAAUGCUUUGUUUCUUUUUAUGAAAAUCAUUCUGGGUUUUGCUUAUGUUACCUCAAUUGUUGUGGUUUGUGUUGCCUUUGAAUCAAACAUGGUCGUCUAGGGUUUAUCUUCCACGUGAGGGGGUCUAAGAUCUGCUCCUUCUUUCUCGUUUUUGUUAUUGCUCCUCGAAUUUUCCGUAAGUUUUGGAAAGUUUGGCUUUUUCCAGAUUCCUCGAUUGGUGGUAAUAUAAAGUUGGGUGCUCAGAUUCCUUUCAAAAUGCCUCUUGAUUGAUGCCUCUCGUCACUAAAAUCCUGUAUCUCUGCAUUUUCUAGCUGGGUUUUCUCUCUCUUUGAGCAUUCAAAGGGAGAGAAACAGAGAGAAUUCUCAGUUUCCCUUCCGUGCUAUUCGUUUCACUUGGGCAGUGCAUUAUCCAAAACAAUGAGUUGGGGAACUGAAACUCUCUCUCCGGAUUCUUAUCUUCAGAACUCAAAUUGGUUGUUUCAAGAAAACUGUGGUUCCAAAUGGACCGCUGAAGAGAACAAGCAGUUUGAGAAAGCUCUGGCUUUAUAUGAUACCGAUACACCCGAUCGAUGGUUGAAGGUGGCAGCAAUGAUACCUGGCAAGACGGUCGAUGAUGUUAAAAAACAGUAUAAGGAAUUGGAAGACGAUGUUAGUGACAUAGAGGCAGGACUGAUCCCAAUUCCUGGUUACACCAAUACCAACUCUUUCACAUUGGAAUGGGUUGACAAUCAGGGAUAUGAGCAGCUGACGGAGUAUUAUAGUCCCGGAAAGAGAGGUACGGCAACUCGGCCUUCCGACCAGGAAAGGAAGAAAGGAGUCCCAUGGUCUGAAGCAGAGCACAGGCAGUUUCUGCUGGGUCUCCAGAAGUAUGGUAAGGGUGACUGGAGGAAUAUCUCACGCAAUUUUGUAAUGACUAGGACGCCAACUCAGGUAGCUAGCCACGCUCAAAAGUAUUUCAUCAGACAGCUUACAGGAGGGAAGGACAAGAGGCGAUCUAGCAUCCAUGACAUUACAACGGUGAAUCUACAGGAGACAAAGUCUCUUUCACCAGAAAAAAAUAGUCCACCAUCACCAAGCCAUUCUGCCACUACUAUGCAGCCACAAUUGCAACCAAAAAUAUUUAGCAUUGACUGGAACCCACCAAGUGAAGGAGUGGCCACCGUUUUCGACCUAGAAAUUGGCAAUGUGUUGAUGCCACCUACCUGUGGGAUUUCUACUUAUGGACCUAAACUCCAGGACCAAAAUCUUCACAGAGGAACUCAUCCAGGAUAUCAGUUUGGGUCUUUUAAUUAAAUCCCUCAGAUGCACUCUAUGCAACAUCAGUGAAGUCUCCAGAAAAGUGUGAGAGUUCUGAAGGUACAGAGAUGCCCACUUCUAUCCAGUGACACUUUAUAUCAUGGCUUAGGUGAAUAUGUUGAUGCAGAAUCGAGUUAUUUAUUUCAAAGUAAUUAGGCAUUUACUUAGCUCACAUUGUUACUUGAUGUUCAUAUUUCAAACCAUUGUAACAAAAAGGAUGCUUAUCUAUAUGAAGAUUGAUUACUUGAAGAUUCAUGCUUCGAUUA
Tripterygium wilfordii is the source of this 1947-nucleotide messenger RNA. RefSeq names its product transcription factor DIVARICATA-like. The record is from RefSeq and is a predicted model, not a curated record. NCBI's taxonomy places the organism in Eukaryota, Viridiplantae, Streptophyta, Magnoliopsida, Celastrales, Celastraceae. Gene Ontology annotation, molecular function: DNA binding. The transcript is spliced from 2 exons. The coding region runs from base 803 to 1678 and encodes 291 amino acids.